AGUUAAAGAGUCACAUUUUCCUUUCAUUAUGGUGGAAACCGAAGUUGUUGAAUAUCAUAGUUAUUGUAAUUUACUGUAAGUUAUCAUUUCUUCGGUUGAAAAUAUAUACCAAAACUUUACUGUACUCUGAGAAUGAUGGAGCAACUUAAUCCGAUUUCGACUGAUGUUUUGCAGCAAUUUAAAACUAAGUUAAAAGAGGCCAUAUAUCUUUUUAACACUAUGCCAGAUUGUUUAAAACAAGAAGCUGUUCAGUUGUGGAAAGUUCUUUCAGUUGCUAUAAAAUUUAGUCCUUCUGAUCAGCCAACUCCCUCUGAUGAGGAUCUGCGAGAAGUUGAGUUGCAGCCAGUAGAAGAAGUAGUGACUUCCUUAACAGAAGCCACAAGUAAUGAAAAUGAUGCAUCCAGCUUGAUGGUGCUGGCUGAUAAAUUACGGGUAACAUACUCUGAUCAGACAUCAAAGUUGUUGACAGAAGGAAAUGGUAUCUCUUCGAAUGAAGAAGAAGAGGUAACAGAAACAAUAUUUUGUUACCCAAAUAUUGACAUUGUCACCUGUGAUGGUACAGGUGAAAAACAGACCAUAAAACUACCUCCUCCUAUUGAUAUGGCACGACUUUGUGCAAAAAAAAAUGUUUCAUGUCCCAAAAAAUUAAAACAACCUUCUGCUAAAAAAAAUGAUGAUGCAAAAUUAGAAUGCGAGAAAGUGGUUGACAUUGAAUCAAAGCUGGAUGGUAAGAAUGAAACUAAAUCAGAUGGCAAAAAUGAAAAUAAUAAUUCAGUGUUGCGGAAGAGCAAGCGAAUUCGUAUACGAAAAGACAAGACAGACUUGUACUUUGAUUUAGAGUUACCUGAUGGUCAUGGCCCUGCUCGAUUGAUUAGCACUGGACAAACUAACCUUGGUGACCCUGUUUGUAUUGAAGCCUUAGAUAUCAUCUCUAAAGAAGUUAAAGCCACAAUACAGCCACAGAUUGAGUAUAAAAAGAAGAAAACCAACUUCCAGUCUUCAAAUGGUGCCUACACUUGUGAAAUAUGUGGUGUUGAGGUUCAAUAUUUAGCUUCUCUUAUUGUUCAUCGUCGCCGACAUAGUGGAGAGAAACCUUUCACUUGUUCUACCUGUGGCCGAGGGUUUACAACCAAUGGCAACAAAUUACGACAUGAGAAAACUCAUUCUGGAGAGAAGCCAUUUGAAUGUCUGGAGUGCAAGAAACGUUUUACAGAGAAAAAAUCAUUGAAAGUUCAUAUGAGAAGUCACACAGGAGAAAGGCCUUACAAGUGUAAGAUCUGUGGUCGUGGAUUUGCCCAAACAGGAAUCCUGCAGACACACAUUUACCUCCACACAGGUCAUAAAGGGCACCUCUGUGAUACAUGUGGUAAAGCCUUCCGUCAGAAAUCUCAGCUGCGUUUACAUCAGAAGCGACAUUUAAACCAUCGAACCUUUCAAUGCCCUGAAACUGACUGUAAUGCAUCAUUUUUUACUAAAGGAGAUCUGCAGCGUCACAAGUUGAAACACUCUGGAGCACGACCAUUUUUGUGUAACCUCUGCCCAAAGACAUUCACUAGACUUCAGUAUCUGAAGGAACACCUUAACCAACAUACAGGACACAAGCCUUAUUCAUGCAAAAUGUGUAACCUCUCUUUCUAUGAUAUGUCCACAUACUACCGCCAUGUGCGACGACACAAACUUGUGCAGGAUGCUGGUAGUUCCUUAGAAUUGCAAGGUGUGGCAUUGCCAACAACUGGAGAUGAUGAUAAUGAUAAUGUAGACAAGCUGGCAGCGGCAGCAGCUGCGUCGGUGUUAGAGGAAGAAGCAGUAACAAACGAGACAGUCACAGUGGAAGACAACACGUCACCUGUCAUGACAUACAUUGUGACAUCAGGAAAUGUUACAGAUGAAGAGUGUAAGGCACUGGAGCAGCAGGCAGUGGUGGCAGCAGCUGCUGCUGCAGAGUCUGGAGUGGAUCACUCCACUUCACCAACUGCCACCCACCACCUUACAACCAUCCCAAGUGAGGACUGUGGACAGCACACUGCAACAGAGGUAUACCAAAUCACUGUUGAUCCAAGCCUAAUCACAAGGGACGAACAAACUGGCCAACAAAUGGUUACCACUGUGGACUUCUCAGCUAUCAAUCUCUUAGCUAAUGCAACUACAGAACAAUACCUAAGUACUUAACUUCAUCUUAGCACUCACUUCAGUUAGUUUUCCAUUGGUAGCUUGUGAGUGAGGAAGUCAGGUUUAAGGAUCAUGUUGGGAAGAAAAGAAUGACUAAAGAAUACAGUUUAUUGAAUAUUAAAAGAAAAGAUUUUAUUUCUCUGUUAUUGAAACAGGGUUAUCUU
This is a messenger RNA of Octopus sinensis (East Asian common octopus), 2333 nucleotides long. Its product is annotated as GDNF-inducible zinc finger protein 1. Bases 133 to 2169 code for a protein of 678 amino acids. NCBI's taxonomy places the organism in Eukaryota, Metazoa, Mollusca, Cephalopoda, Octopoda, Octopodidae. The transcript is spliced from 5 exons. Gene Ontology annotation, cellular component: nucleus. The record is from RefSeq and is a predicted model, not a curated record.